UAUCGCAAGAGAGCCCGUGGAAUAUCGCAAGGAGGGCCGUGGAAUAUCGCAAGAAGGGCUUGUGAAAUAUCGCAAGGAGGGCCGGGUAAUAUCGCAAGAGAGCCCGUGGAAUAUCGCAAGGAGGGCCGUGGAAUAUCGCAAGAAGGGCUUGUGAAAUAUCGCAAGGAGGGCCGGGAAGAAGGCGCGUAUCAACCGGGAGCGAAGAUGUGGCGGACGAUGCUUCUGCUCGCUGCGAUGUGCGCCGCAGGUCGCGCGGGAGGGAAGGACUGCGUGGCCAGGCGCUUCGGGCACGGCAGCGCCGUGUGCGUGUGCAACGCCACCUACUGCGACACGGCGGGCGGCGGGCUGGGGCGGCUGCCCCCGGGGGCCGCGCGCCGCUUCGCCUCCACCAAGGACGGCGGCCGGCUGGUCGCGUCCGUCUCCCGCUUCUACGCCACCCCACACGUCGCCCGGGUGCGCAGGAAGCCCGUGGCCGGGGCGGCCUUCAAGGUCAACCAGCGGCAGAGGUACCAGCAGAUCAUCGGGUUCGGGGGCGCGGCGACAGAUGCCGCCACCAUCAACACGUACUCGCUCAGCGCGCGCACCUCCGAGCAGCUCAUCAGGGCGUACUUCGGGGAGGAGGGGAUAGGCUACACCCUGAUCCGAGUGCCCGUGGGCAGCUCGGACUUCUCCGCCCACUACUACGGCUACACCGACGACUACCCAGAAGACACCUCUCUUCGACACUUCAACCUCUCCAGGGAAGACUUCGAGUACAAGAUACCUUUCAUCUCGCGGGCGAAGCAAGUCAGUCCCUCUCCAUUGAAGCUGAUAUCAACUCCUUGGAGUGCCCCAGACUGGAUGAAGGUCAUCAACCCCAAAACCAACGUAAAUUGGCUGAGGAAGGAUUUAUACAAAGUUUACGCCAACUUGUAUCUCAAGUUCCUGGAAGGCUACGCGGCGAAGGGGCUGCGCUUCUGGGGUCUCACGCCGCAGAACGAGCCGAGCGAGGGCCUGGCCACCGGCAAGUUCAACAAGAUGGGCUGGACCACGGACGACAUGGUCUCCUUCCUCGUGCGCGACCUCUGCCCCUUGCUCAAGGAGAAGGGACACGGCGGGGUCAAGGUCAUGAUCAACGACGACCAGAGGAGGGACGUCGCCGAGUGGCUCAAGACCUACUCCGACAAAGAGCUGUACGAAUGUGCAGCUGGCAUGGCCGUUCACUGGUACAAGGACCAGGAAACCCCAGCUGCCAUCCUGUCCAAAGCUCAUCACUUGUACCCUGAGAAGUUCUUGCUGUACACCGAGGCUUGCUUUGAGCACGAAAAAAAGGAUCCUGCAGUCACAUUAGGGAAGUGGGAGAAAGGUGCACUCUAUAUGGCUGAUAUUAUCGAGGUUAUCAACAACUGGGUGACUGGCUGGAUGAACUGGAACCUGGCUCUGGACGCGGAUGGCGGCCCCAACUGGGCGGACAACACCGUCGACUCCCCCAUCAUAGUGAACGCCACCGCGGACGAGUUCUACAAGCAGCCCAUGUUCUAUGCCAUCGCGCACUUCUCCAAGUUCGUGCCACCGGGCUCAGUGCGUGUCGGCCUCGAGCUGCAGUGGGGAGGAGGCAUAGAAGGCGUGGCUUUCCUCACGCCUGCCAACGUUACUGUCCUCGUGCUCCAGAACAGGCAAGACACAAGCUCGCUGACCUCGAUAAGUGAUCCGGUCAGGGGAACAAUGUACCUGAAACUGGAAGCGAACAGCAUGAACACUGUUCUCUACAGAUAAGAAGCACUGUGAUAGCGCUCUCUAGACGUCCUGUCAUCUCAGCUUGAGAACUGGACGACUGUGUUUGUUGCCAAAUAAAUAUAUUUAUAAUUAAUCUCACCAUCUCAGUUCGUGAACACGACGAACGAGUUUGUUGCCAAAUAUAUAUAUUUAUUAUUUUUCUCACUUA
This is a messenger RNA of Bacillus rossius redtenbacheri, 1924 nucleotides long. Its product is annotated as lysosomal acid glucosylceramidase-like. Gene Ontology annotation, biological process: glucosylceramide catabolic process. The coding region runs from base 205 to 1755 and encodes 516 amino acids. Gene Ontology annotation, molecular function: glucosylceramidase activity. The transcript has 11 exons. NCBI's taxonomy places the organism in Eukaryota, Metazoa, Arthropoda, Insecta, Phasmatodea, Bacillidae. The record is from RefSeq and is a predicted model, not a curated record.